AUGCUCCGAAUACCCGAUCUCGUGUUGGACUCAAAACUUCACACACAGUUUAGUGAUUCCGCAACCAUCCAUUCCUUUCUCGAGACCGACAGGUCAGGUGAUCGAUCCUGCCGAAAAGAAUACUGGAGACAGGAAAAGCUACUUGGACGUGGAGGAUUUGGAGAGGUUCGACUGGAGAGAUGUGUUACUGCAGGAGCAAAGCAGGAUGCCCUACGGGCGGUAAAAGUCAUCAAAAAGCAGUUGAUUACUGGUAUAUCCCCGGAUUUGAAUAGAGAGUUAGAAGCGAUCGCAAAAUUCUCUCAGGACCGAUAUCAACGCUGGUUCGUAAAAUCGUUCGGAUGGUAUGAAGUCUCGAGCUCAAUCUUUAUUACUAUGGAAUACUGCCGUCAUGGUGAUCUUCAUCACUACCUCUCCAACCGACGUUCCCUACCUGCAGCAGAAGCACAACAAUUGACGUAUCAAAUACUCGAAGGUCUUCAUCAUAUGCAUGAGAAUGAUUUUGCGCAUAGAGAUCUAAAGCCCGGAAACAUCCUUAUCAAAUUAAUGCCACCAGAGAAGAAUUGGUGGGUAGUACUUGCCGACUUCGGUAUCAGUAAACGAGGCGACGAAAGCAACGAACCUACAACUGCGAUCAAAGGCACAAACGGGUUUAUGGCGCCGGAGCUACUUGGAGUUCCCAACCUUACUAGACCUAAGCAUAUCUCUGGCUUCAAAGCAGCAGAUAUGUGGGCUUUAGGAGAGAUCGCCUUUCGUAUGCUAACUGGCGAGGUCACGUUCCAGUCCCAGUGGGAGUUAAUGGAAUAUUGUCAAGGAAAGCGGACAUUCCCAUCGGAUCGGCUUCCGUCAUCCGCUCGACUUGACGGCGAAGAAUUCGUCAGCAGUCUUAUGGAAACAUUUCCUAGUAAUCGAAUGACCACAGCUCAGUGCCUCAAACAUCACUGGAUGGAGUCCCAGCACAUAAACCUUAUAGAAGAACCUACUAAGCUAAACUUGGAGCAAAACGGCUCACCGGGAUUUGCCCAAUCAGACAUGGACCGGAAUGAUUCGGCUAGAUGGUCAGACAUCUCAGCUCCUGAGUCUGAGCCCGUGCAGACAACAGCCCAACGAAGACAGGCAAAUUUGUCGGACUCGUACCAAAUGGGUUCGAGGCAGACUCAACUUAAACAGGUGCGCAUCAAUCCACCAAUCCCACAGAACCCCGGGACGAGUAAUGAAUCGUUAUUAAAACAGGACAUGGCACUGGAUGUGUCUCAGAAUAUUGUCGUGGCUUUGUCGUUGGACGGCAAGACGCUCGCGGCGGCAAGGAGGGACUACAAUGUUUGGCUCUGGGACAACUGGUCGGGCAAGGUACUAAGGACGCUUAAGGGCCAUAUUAAUUGCGUUAACGCCGUGGCCUUCUCGCCAGACGGCAAGACGCUAGCUUCGGCAUCGAACGACUACACUGUUAAGCUGUGGGACAGCCAGUCGGGCGUAGUACUAAGGACGCUCGAGGGCUAUAAGUAUUGGGUUACCGCCGUGGCCUUCUCGCCAGACGGCAAGACGCUAGCUUCGGCAUCGGACGACAACACUGUUAAGCUGUGGGAUAGCCAGUCGGGCGUAGUACUAAGGACGCUCGAGGGCCAUGAGGAUUGGGUUACCGCCGUGGCCUUCUCGCCGGACGGCAAGACGCUAGCUUCGGCAUCGGACGACUACACUGUUAAGCUGUGGGACAGCCAGUCGGGCGUAGUACUAAGGACGCUCGAGGGCCAUAAGAAUUGGGUUACCGCCGUGGCCUUCUCGCCAGACGGCAAGACGCUAGCUUCGGCAUCGAGCGACUACACUGUUAAGCUGUGGGACAGCCAGUCGGGCGUAGUACUAAGGACGCUCGAGGGCCGUAAGUAUCGGGUUGCCGCCGUGGCCUUCACGCCGGACGGCAAGACGCUAGCUUCGGCAUCGAGGGACCACGACAUUAGGCUGUGGGACAGCCAGUCGGGCGCAGUACUAAGGACGCUCGAGGGCCAUAAGAAUUGGGUUAUCGCCGUGGCCUUCUCGCCAGACGGCAAGACGCUCGUGUCGGUAUCGUGGGACCUUAAUGUCAUGCUAUGGGACGGCCGGUCGGGCGCUAGAAUACGCCAGAAUAUGCUAGAAUUGGUUUUCUAA
Venustampulla echinocandica is the source of this 2139-nucleotide messenger RNA. RefSeq lists its product as uncharacterized. Gene Ontology annotation, biological process: protein phosphorylation. NCBI's taxonomy places the organism in Eukaryota, Fungi, Ascomycota, Leotiomycetes, Helotiales, Pleuroascaceae. Bases 1 to 2139 code for a protein of 712 amino acids. Gene Ontology annotation, molecular function: protein binding; protein kinase activity; ATP binding. The record is from RefSeq and is a predicted model, not a curated record. The transcript has 3 exons.